Molecule: messenger RNA, 2217 nt
Organism: Amblyraja radiata (thorny skate)
Lineage: Eukaryota; Metazoa; Chordata; Chondrichthyes; Rajiformes; Rajidae
Gene: nipa1
Product: NIPA magnesium transporter 1
Exons: 5
Coding region: 273-1196 (307 amino acids)
Biological process (GO): magnesium ion transport
Cellular component (GO): membrane
Molecular function (GO): magnesium ion transmembrane transporter activity
Source: RefSeq, a predicted model, not a curated record
AGGCGGCGAGGAAUGUCGUGGAGAAAGCGCUUGUGCAAGUUUAUUUCCCGACUGCGCAUGUGGGAACAAGGGUCCUGCAUGCGGAAGUAGGGACUUUGCUUUUAAUAGUUUUCGGUGGAAUUUUUUUUUACGAGUAUUAUUUUCAUCGAGUUGGAAAUUAAAUGCCUUGAUUUUUUUCAUUUGAAAGACCCGAAUUGUUCUGCAGCGUUGCGGUGCGGCGUUGGUGUGGGAGUGACUGCGAGCUGCGAACACUGACUGGUACCUGAGCCAGGAUGGAGCCAAGUGCAGCCGCCUCCACGGGGCUCGCUGUAGCCGUGCUCUCCAGCAUAGUCAAUGGCUCCACUUUCGUUUUGCAGAGGAAAGGCAUCCUUCGUGCUGAGAGCAGAGGAACUUCCUACUUAACAGAAUUGAUCUGGUGGAUUGGAACUUUAGGAAUGGGACUGGGUCAAAUAGGUAACUUCUUGGCCUACAACACUGCUCCUGCUGCAUUGGUAACUCCACUAGGAGCUCUUGGUGUGCCAUUUGGGUCAAUCUUGGCUUCUUAUAUGUUGCAAGAGAAACUAAACUUGUUGGGAAAACUAGGAUGUCUACUGAACUGUGCUGGGUCAGUUGUACUGCUCAUUCAUGCUCCCAAAACAAACAAUAUAACAUCAAGGGAGCAACUUGAAGAAAAACUGUUAGAGCCAGUGUUUCUCGGCUAUAUCUGCAUUGUUCUCGCACUUCUUGUAUUGCUGAUCUUCUGGAUUGCACCUUCCCAUGGCUCGACCAACAUUAUUGUCUACAUUGGCAUUUGUUCACUGCUGGGCACUUUCACUGUGCCAAGCAGUAAAGGCAUUGGCAUAGCCACUCAAGAUGCAUUCAGCAAUAACCCAGCAAGUCAAAGAGCCCUGUACCUUUCUAUCAUUCUGCUAACAACACUGCUGUGCAGUAUUUUUCUGCAGUUUAUCUAUAUUAAUAAGGCACUGCACUGCUUUGAUUCCUCCUUGUUUGGUGCUAUAUAUUACGUGUUUUUUACAGUUUUUGUCAUAUUGUCAUCUGGAAUCCUCUUUCAGGAAUGGAGCGACGUCAGUGUUGUGGACUUUCUGGGUAUGCUGUGUGGAUUUAUCACAGUUUCAGUGGGGGUCCUCCUUUUGCAGGUGUUCAAAGGAUUUGCAAUCUCUGUCACUGACUUAAGAAGCCACUUCAAAGAAACAUAGCCACUAAAGCAUUUAUAGGUGCUUUAUAGCUGGAGUUCUGAUUCUGGCCAGCACUGCAGUGAACAUUGUCAGAUAUUUAGAACCUGGCUAAUGGGAAUUGCAGAACAUUGUUUUUUCCCUAUGUACGUGGAAUAAUUGAUCUGAUCCAGUUUAGUUUGCACAUACAAUGUGGAAACAGGCCCUUCAGCCGACCAAGUCAACGCCCACUAACAAUUACCUGUACAUUAGUUCCAUGUUGUCCCAUUUUCACAUCCAACACACUAGGGGCAAUUUACAGAAUUAACCCAAUUAACCAACAAACCUGCACGUCUUUGAAAUGUGGGGGGAAAGCGGAGCACCCGGAAAAACCCCACAUGGUCACAGGGAGAACGUACAAACUCCAUACAGGCAGCACCGGUAGUCAGGAACGAACCCAGGUCUCUUGCGCUAUAAGGUAGUGACAACUUGCUAUUACCACACAGACCAGCUUCUCUGUGGCACGGGCCACUUCACUUGUUUCACGAUGUCCUUCAUUUGCCAUCCCCAUUCACAAUUAUUUUUCUGUUACUGGGGACAGUGGGAAGCUGUUCAGGAGAUGGGGAAAUUCUGGCUACUGAGACAGUCACGGGAUCCUUAGUUUUCUGGGGAGGGAAUAGACAGAUAACAUUUUGGAUCAGAACACCAGGAGUUUGAACGAUAUCAAUCUGAAACGCCAUCUGUCCAUACCCUCCAGAGAUGCUGCCUGACCCGCUGAGUUACUGCAGCACUUUGGGUUUUGCUCAAGUUUCCAGCAUCUGCAGUCCCUUGUGUCUCCUGUGGCUCUUUAGUUUUAUUAGGAGUGGGGCGGGGGGGGGGGGGAGGUUAGUGAUAUUUAUCAAUUUUCUCGCCCCCACCUUCCAAUCCCUACACCACACCCUCCACGUCGAUUAGUGGAUGGUGCAGUGGUGCAGCUUUAGAACUGCUGCCUCACAGUGCCAGAGGCCCAGGUUCGAUCCUGACUACAGGUGCUGUCUGUGAGGAGUUAAUGCGUUUUCCUGUGACC